This is a messenger RNA of Leptinotarsa decemlineata (Colorado potato beetle), 870 nucleotides long. RefSeq lists its product as uncharacterized. NCBI's taxonomy places the organism in Eukaryota, Metazoa, Arthropoda, Insecta, Coleoptera, Chrysomelidae. The record is from RefSeq and is a predicted model, not a curated record.
UAAUUCGCAGUUGUUUUUGUCAAUGUCAACCGAUCAUGUCCAGCAGUGAAUCAUCCAGAUUUGAAACAAGUUACAACCAGGACCAGAGGAUCGAACAACAUUUGAAGAAUGAACGAGAAAUGGAAAGAGCUGCAGACAGAGACCUCGAAGAACAGAGAGAACUUACUUUCGCCACUGUGUUCGCUAGGAAAAGUCUGCCUAUUUUCAACUUACCUGCGUUGAGAAUUACAAAAUUCACCAGCUCGAAAAUAAGGUUCAGGUUCGAACCGUCCAAAAUUUCUGAUCACGUCAGUAAGAAAGUCAUAUUCCAUUGCUCGAUGGAGUAUUACAAAGAAUAUAGCAGGUGGCACAUAAAAAGAGACUCGUUUCCUGUCAACUACAAACCAAGAAUUUACCAGCUGUUUUUCGAUAACAACUUCUUUAUCAUAGGCGAUGGAAAUGUUGUAGAAGUCAUUUUUGCUCUCGACAGAAUUCUGAGGGACUGGACCAACCGGGAGGAGGAGUUUCGAAUGGAGAAGUUCAUGAGAUUUCAAAAUGGAGAAUUGGAAGAUCUUGAGCUCGAUACAGAUGACGAGGAGUUAUUCCUCGAUGAAAGUCAGAGAAUUGAACUGCAUAGAAAACGUACCUCAAUAUUGAGAAGAAUGCUUCCACCUAGAGAUGGAAAACGUCAGAGGAGAAGAAGAAUAAUAGAAAUAGAGUCGGACUGAAGCAUUACGAAAUAUAUUUUCCCAUUUAUUGGUCACAGUUUUGCUGUAGGGUCAGAUGAGUUUUUAAAUAUUUGUUUACAUAUUUACACAUAUACCUGGCAUUUAUAUUUACAGUUAUCCUUUGUUAGACUAUCUGGCAAUAAUAGAUAAUAUUUAAUGUUAA